Porites evermanni is the source of this 2248-nucleotide messenger RNA. NCBI's taxonomy places the organism in Eukaryota, Metazoa, Cnidaria, Anthozoa, Scleractinia, Poritidae. The record is from the annotation of a GenBank genome assembly.
GGUCAAAGAGAAGACGUUUCAAGACAAAGGCGGGCAUCAGUGAGCAACGCACAAAAUAAAUCGACUCAAACAUCGGCUGAAGUAAAAUUGCUUGUCAAAGAAGAACUUCGUCUGCUGCAAAACCAAAUCUGUGCUAAAGAUGAAAAGCUCUGCCGCUCAGGACCAAAAGGGAACAGAGGACGACGUGGAAGACCUGGAACCCGAGGUAGACCAGGUUCCCAAGGUUCUCCUGGUAAACGUGGAUCAGUAGGACCUCAAGGGCCAAUGGGCGUAAAAGGGGAUCUCGGACUUCCGGGUGUACUUGGUCCCUUGGGGCCUCGAGGCCCCCCAGGUGAAAAAGGCGCAAAAGGUGAACCGGGCCACUCCAUCUCGGCUCCAUCUCUGCUACAGCGUCCUGUUGAAACCAUAGUGAACGAAAGUCAGACUGCCUUCUUAAAAUGUACAGCCGACGGUAAUCCAACACCACAAGUCACAUGGUCAAAGAUGAAUUCUUCGCUUCCAGUGGGACGUCACCUGGUAGAGUCCAGUGGUGCUCUAGUUUUGAAGGACGUUAGGCCUGGAGACGAGGGUUUGUACAACUGUCGAGCUGAGAAUUUGCUGGGAAGCGUCAACCAUUCAGCAAAACUGAUUGUUCAGUGUGAGCUGCCUUAUUUGAGUUGUCAUUAUUCUGUAACGAUUUGGGUCCUUCCGUAGCAGAAAUUCUAUAAAUUUUAGCUGGGGUUAGGACAGGUAGUUUGAUUUUUUUAAAGAGACAAAAACUGUUUCAUCUAGUAAGAGAAGCCAUUAAUUGAAUAUGUAAAAAUUGUGGGGGUUAGUUCGUGUCUCUUCGCUUCAUAUAUUUAGCAAAGAUGGAUAUUUUAGUCCCAUAGUAUGAAAAUAGUGAUGUCGAGAAUGCAAUUUCAGUUUUAUCUGCUGAAACAACGCUCAGCAGUAACUUACAGAAGGGUUUUUUGACACAAUUUCAGAUAGAUCAUUGCAACGAGCUCGUUUACACACUUAAAAAGGCAGUAGCUGUUAAGUGGAUCAACUGUUUGAGAAUUAAUGAUUUUCCAAGAAAAGCUUUGUUUUCUUUUAUAAAAUCACCUUUCUUUUCUUUUUUCUUUCAUUUUAUCCAGUUCAUCCUCGACUAUUUUGGUUAUCUAGUCGACUUAUGGCGGAAGAGGGGCAAAACGUAACAAUCUUCUACAACGCUUCUGGUCAGCCGCAGCCUAAGGUCACGUGGCUAAAAGCCGUUGGAACUUUGCAGAAAGGAAGAACCACCGUGGUGAAAGGAGCCUUGACAAUUUACAAAGUGACGAAAAGCGAUGGUGGAACAUACAUUUGCAAGGCUAAAAAUAUUCUCGGUUCAGUAUCUGUCGUGGCUCUACUAAUGAUAUUCUCCCCUUUGCGCUUCAAAGUCCGUCCUCCUCAAGAAGUGACUCCUGCUAGCUUUGGUUCAACUCUACGAUUGCCUUGUGUAGCCGAGAGUGAUUUGAGGCCGCGAAUUACCUGGGAAAGGGAUGGCAAGUUUUCACUUCCUGGGGAAUUUUUUGUUUUACAGAAUGGAACCCUUGUGAUUCAAAACAUUAAGAAUUCGUACCAAGGAUACUACUUCUGUAGAGCGACUAAUGCUGUGAAAACAAUAGAGGCUAAAGUCAAAAUUAAUAUCCCAGUUAGAGCUGCUUCCUGUUCUGAGAUAAGAAAAUAUGUCCGCAGUGGAAGCGGAAAUUACGUCAUUGAUCCUGAUGGCAAGGGUGGUCUGGCACCGUUUUCCGUUUAUUGCGACAUGAAUGAUAAGAAGGGAGUUGGCGUGACUGUCAUCAGUCACGACAGUGAGAGCAGGACACUUGUGGAUCCACAAAAGCGUCUUCGUGACAUUCAUUACCCAGGAGCGAGUCUUUCUCAGUUGGCUAGUCUCACCAGAAUCUCCUCCCACUGCGAGCAGUUUGUCAAGUACGAGUGUUAUCACUCGCGUUUGGAGUUUCAAAGUUCAGCUGCCUGGUGGAUCUCACGUGAUUCUACUAAGAUGAGGUACUGGGGCGGAGCAACACCUGGCAGUGGUAAGUGCGCAUGCGGGAUGACCAACUCAUGUGCAAUCCCCAGUGAUGCUUGCAACUGUGAUUCAAAUGACAAUGUAUGGCGCGAAGACAGUGGCCUCCUUACUGACAAGACAAAGCUUCCCGUAGUACAGCUCAGGUUUGGGGAUGUUAGCCGUUACGAAAAAGGUUAUCAUACUCUGGGAAAAUUAAAGUGUUAUGGCACAUCGUGA